Molecule: messenger RNA, 651 nt
Organism: Nicotiana attenuata
Lineage: Eukaryota; Viridiplantae; Streptophyta; Magnoliopsida; Solanales; Solanaceae
Exons: 3
Coding region: 1-651 (216 amino acids)
Source: RefSeq, a predicted model, not a curated record
AUGGCAGAAAAUGAAGAGCGAUCAGUGAUAGAGGUCGCAAGGCCUAAUCUUGCUAAUAUGACUCAGGCUAUUGUGAAGCUUGAUAUCAGGGGUCACUUUGUGCUCAAACAGUACAUGGUGCAGCUUAUUCAGUCCAUAGGGCAGUAUGUGGAAAGGCAGAUUGGGCAGUUAGCUGCACAACAAAAUACCCGACCUAUUGGAGCACUCCCAAGUAAUACUGAGGGAAAUCUCAUUGAACAGCUUGACUUAGGAGAAGCUAGGCCUACUCUUAUAACUCUACAACUAGCAGAUCGGUCAUUAGCAGUGCCUGAAGGAAUUAUUGAAGAUGUGCUGGUGCGAGUGGAGAAGUUCAUCUUUCCCGCUGAUUUUGUUAUUCUUGACUACAUGGCCAAUGAGAAAGUCCUACUUAUUUUGGGGCAACCAUUCUUGGCCGCUGGAGGGACACUUAUUGAUGUUAGAGAGGGCAAGCUAAAGAUGAGAGUGCAUGAUGAAGAAAUCACAUUUAAUGUGUACAAGGCGCUUAUCCUUCCUAAGCAUUAUGAGGAUUUGUGCAUGAUCUCUGUGGUAGAAUCGAAGUUGAUAGAGGAAAGUCCUUAUGUGGAGCCUAGUAGCAUGGAAAAGAAAAUCAAGUUAGAAAAAGUGGUGUUGUGA